Cuscuta campestris is the source of this 2597-nucleotide messenger RNA. Lineage: Eukaryota; Viridiplantae; Streptophyta; Magnoliopsida; Solanales; Convolvulaceae. The record is from the annotation of a GenBank genome assembly.
UUCGAGAUGAGAUGCAAAAGGCAUGGACUGCCGGACAUGACGACGAAUCGUCCUAUUCAACCUCCUUCUCGUCCCGUUCAAUUCCCGCCCUGUAAACCCUAACCUAACAGGUUCUCUUCUCUCUGAUUUCAAAUCCACGUUUCCUUCCAUCGCCAGAGAAUGGCCGCGGAAGUGACUAAGCUGUUGUACGUAGUGGUGGUGGACGGGGAGGAGGGGUGCGAAGAGACUGGGGAUGGGGAGCUGAGAGUGAAUGAGAAGGAUGCCUUCCGGUACACCCGUUCCGUUCUACAGAGUACUCUGCAGCUCAUGGGAUGCAAACCGAGACAUGCCUUUAAGAUCAGCAAAAGGGUUUUUGAGAAGAUCAGAAGUGAAUGUACAGAUGUGAUAUCAGUUUCAGCGUGUACAGACAUAUUGGAGCAACAUAACCUAAAUGCAUACCAUCAUGAAGAGAGUGAUGUAAGCAUGAGGAAAUCAUUUGAGUUGUAUAAAAAAAGGACAACUGUGGUGGUUAGAAGGAAAACAUUUCUCGACGUUGUAAGUGAUGCUCUCACCGAAUACAAGUACGUGGGCCCACAUCAGAGGGCUGAUCUAACUAUCGCGUGCAGGAUACGUGAAAGAAAGGAAUCUGUUACUUUGCUAUUGUGUGGGACAAGUGGAUGUGGAAAAUCUACUCUCUCCGCUUUGCUGGGAAGCAGGCUGGGAAUCACGACUGUGAUAUCCACUGACUCAAUUAGGCACAUGAGGAGGAGCUUUGUCACUGAAAAGGAAAACCCCCUACUUUGGUCUUCAACUUACCAUGCUGGGGAACAUUUAGAUCCGUUAGCUGUUGCUGAAGCAAAGGCCAAAAGGAGAGCAAAGAAGUUAGAUGGUUAUUCUAUCCAAGCACUACAAAAGGAUGCUACUAUUGCCACCAAUUCUAUCAGUCCAAAACAAAUGGCAAUUGAAGGAUUUAAGGCUCAGAGUGAGAUGGUCAUUGACAGUCUCGACAGGUUAAUCACUGUGUGGGAAGAUAAUAAAGAAUCGGUUAUUGUUGAGGGUGUUCAUUUGAGUCUAAAUUUUGUGAUGGGUCUAAUGAAAAAACACCCUUCAAUCAUUCCUUUCAUGAUUUAUAUUGCAAAUGAAGAGAAGCAUCUGGAACGAUUUGCAGUCCGUGCAAAGCACAUGACACUAGAUCCUGCUAAAAACAAGUAUGUCAAAUAUAUACGUAACAUCAGGACGAUACAAGAAUAUCUCUGCAGCUGCGCUGACAAGCAUCUGGUGCCAAAGGUUAACAACACUAAUGUUGAUAGAAGUGUAGCAUCUAUUCAUGCAACAGCAUUCAGUUGUCUAAGGAGGCGAGAGGCAGGGGAUAAGCUUUAUGAUCCCUCCACAAACACAGUUGCUGUUAUUGAUGAGGAAUACAUGAAUCAUCGUGCUGCAAAUUCAUUGAGUUCCAAGGGUGUGCUUAAACUACUUCAAAGAAAUGGUUCUUCUAAGCAUUUGAUGGCUCUUCUCAAUAACGAUGGUUCGGUGGCAAAGGCUUGGCCAAUAUACUCAUCAGAUACCAAUGACAAAUUACUCAUCGACCAUUAUGUUAAGAGUGGUGAGAUAGGCAGUCCUAUAUAUGGACCAUUGCAUGUUCAGAACGCUGAGCCUGUCAAUCUGCAGUUUGGCUACUUUGGGAUUAGUGAUUGGCUAAAUGACACUGGAUGUUCAAGCCGUGCUAAUAGUGUGGAUGGAUCAAGGGGUGAGCUGACUGACAAUGGCAGCAGGUAUCAUUCAUCUUCCUGCAGUUCACCAAGGUUCUGUGAAGGACCUUCCAAAGAGCUCAGAGAGGAACAAUUUGUGAAUGGUAGUGAUGAAGAAAUUGACGAACUGCCUGAAAUAGACAGUGAUGAGGAUUCUAAUGAAGAUUUAAAACAUAUUCAUGAAGAGCUGGAGGGGUCUGUGGAUGAGGAGUCUACAAAAUCAGACGAGGAGUAUGAUGAUCUUGCAAUGCAGGACGGUCAACAGAUUGCUGAAUGUGGCUACUGCUCUGAUAAGAAUGAUGAAGAAUCCAAGAGGUUCGGGUCACGUGAUAAGAUAGUACCCGUAUCAGGGGACGGAGAAGGUCAUGCCGCCAACUUUGAUGGAAUCUACCAGCAAAAAACGAACGGUCUUUUCUCUGGAAGUAGUGAAUGCAAAUCAUUUUUUGAGGAACCGUCACUACUCCACUGUAGUCCUCUUUCUCCUCUUCGAGAGAAAAAUGAGUUGAUGCCAUCUCCAAAUUUCAGCAAUGGCAUAACGGGAAAACGUUGUCAUGCCAUGUCAUCCCUGGAGAACCAUUUAUAGUGCCGCGAUGCUACAAAGUCUUUCCUUACCAUUGUAUGUCUUGCUGCUGUAUGUGCAUCUCCAUUACCUGUUUUCAAUGUGGAGAAGGGGGGUUUUGGUGGAUGAAUGAUCACAUUGAUUUGGGGUCAAGGUUUCGGUAGAUGAAUAAUCCGUUGUACUUGUAGGGGUAAGGUCUGCGUAUCGUACACCAAUCUUAACAAACCCAACUAUUGGGACCUUGUUGGGUUGUUGUGCUCGAGUAUGUCGGUUGUUGAUUGUCGAAGAGGGAAUAACACUUCUUACUUAUU